Molecule: messenger RNA, 928 nt
Organism: Ictalurus furcatus (blue catfish)
Lineage: Eukaryota; Metazoa; Chordata; Actinopteri; Siluriformes; Ictaluridae
Gene: dmbx2
Exons: 3
Coding region: 215-928 (237 amino acids)
Biological process (GO): regulation of transcription by RNA polymerase II
Molecular function (GO): DNA-binding transcription factor activity, RNA polymerase II-specific; RNA polymerase II transcription regulatory region sequence-specific DNA binding
Source: RefSeq, a predicted model, not a curated record
CAUGAGUUAGUUAGUUAGUCGUGUAUUUUUUGUAGCUCUUGCUGUAUUUUGGGUGCAAAUGAACAAACUUAGGAGCAUCUCGCAGGUCUUUGUCAUUUCUAGGGCUUUUUUUUUUUUAACUGAAUUGAUGAACGAUUUAUCUGCCGCUUCUUUACACUGAGUUGAUCAUUUGAGAUGAACUUGUAAUGUUGGAAUGUGUUAACAGUCAGGAGUGAUGAAUUCCCCGUAUUUUUGCGCCCUUCACCCCGCCCUGUGUUUGGACCUCCACCAGCAGAUGGCUCAGCGGUACCAGCUUCACACUCACACAGUCACUGUGGCCGAGAGACUCGCGGAGCUGAUCCUCGAGGCACGCGACGGGGGUCAGCAGAAGCAGCGGAGGUGCAGGACGGCUUUCAGCGUGUCACAGCUGCAGGCGCUGGAGAAAGCUUUCCAACAAACCCAGUAUCCUGACGUGGCCAUGAGGGAGAGGCUGGCGGUCUGCAUCAACCUCCCCGAAGCACGCAUUCAGGUGUGGUUCAAGAACAGGCGUGCAAAAUUCCGCAAAGGACAGCGAUUCACUCCUCUCCCGAAGCGUCGUGCUCCGGAAGACACCGAACAAGAGAAAGCUGAGCUCUCGGAGGAAAAGAAACGCACCAAGCAAGAAACACGACUUUCGGACAUCGGCGCUAGUCGUGUCAGCACUUCCACGGACGAGACGUCUCGUUUCCAGACUCCGUGUCGGCUGAGUUCUCCGUCUUCUCUCCAACCGUUUGCAUUCGGAGAACAGCACAAGAGUCCAAGCCUUCUCUCUACUGCUCCGCCUUUCUCCGCUUCCUUCUUCCCCUUCAUGCAGCCUCACAGCAGUACGGCAGACGCGAUGCUGAUGCAUAAAUGUAACAACCUUGGGCUACACAUUAAAUCCAUGGCGCGUCCAUGUCUGGACUUGUAG